AUAAUUAGUAAAAUAGCCCCCCAGGAGGAAAAGGAAUCUCCAGGUGAGAUUCAGAGCUUCAUAGUCUGCACAGUUACCUGACAGGUUAUUCUUCAAGUGUUACUGUGGGUGGAGGGUUCCAGAUGUUCCUCAUACAUUUUUUUUUCUCUUCUCCGUAAUAGAGUUAUAAUCAGUAGGUGACCACCAGGGAUCUUUGCAGCUAUCUGUGGCAAGUUCCCAGUUCUCAGCAAGUGUGUGGUAGCUUGGAUACUGUGUUCCAUUUGAAGACCAAUCAAUCUUGCUUCCUCUGUGCCCUUCUGCCAGCUGAACACUGGAGAAAUAGUUGAUCCCGAAGUCCCAGGUUAGAAGGAAAUGGGAUUCGUGAACCCCUCAGAGCUGGAACCCCUCUGACCUGGAAUGACCAUCCUUCGGAUGGACAAUGUAUUUCUAUCAUUUCCUACUGUGGGAAUAUUGGGAUAAUGACUGUGAUAUUGAUCACAGAAGUAUGCUAAAGAUACAAACAGCUUGCAACUACUUGGCAGUUGUGGCAAGCAUCUUGAAGAGCAAUCCUUAAGUUUUGGUAUUUCUACAGAAUUAUGGAUCUUGAUGAGAACUAACUUGAAAAUUAACAGUUGGCAAACAGUUUUCAAAACUUCUGGCAUUUUAUCUUGGGGAAAACAAUACAGGGCACUAGCGAAAGAGAUGUUGGACAUUCAAGUAUCUAAGAGUAUAUAAAAAAUAAUGAGGCUGGAAAUGGAAAAGAAAAGAAAAUGUGCCUUAUUGCAUUUGGGGAAGUCUACAGUUAAUUCUCUAGUGGAAAGAAGAUGGAUGCCAUAUUUAAAACCUGAGGAGGACUGUUUACAAUUUGCCCUGCGUGCUCAGUUGGUGUCACAUUAGCCAAGGAUCCACAAUCAUAAUUAAAUCUAAGAUUCUAAUAUCUAGAGAGCAUAUACCGAUCAAUUAAUUAUUGAUCAUAAAACUCACACUGAAGUUAUAAUCAAAAAGCACUGAAGAGACAUUGGAUUUUGUAAAAUCUGAUAAACUGGAGAAAUUGACUAAAAUUCCUUGACUUUUUCUGGAAUACCUUUUUCCUUUUUUUUUUUUUUUUUGAAAGUAUGAGAAUAAAAUAAGAUACUGCAAGUUACUGAACACAGUGCCUGGUAUAGAUAGGUGACCAAUAGUAGUUAUCAAUAGUAGCUUUAAGCAUUAAACCAAUUCUUUAAAUAUUUGUAAACUUGGAAGCCAGGUGUGAUGGCACACACUUAUAAUCUUAGUAUUCAUCAGGUACAGUUAAGUUCAAGGCUAUUGUAAAAUACACAGCGAAACUCUGUCUCAACAAAACAAACAAACAGUAUUUAUACAUCCGUAUACUUGAAAGGAUGUUUAGGAAUCUUUGUGCAAUACAUUUACACAUUAAAAAAUGACUGUAGUCUGCUGAUAGAUUUCACGUGGUGCACAGUUCAAAAGGAAAAGGAAAAGAAUACAAAUAUUGGGUGGAAAUUUUCUUUCCUUGACUAUGCAAGGCACUCCCUGGAAUGUAGAAACGACUCAUUAGUUAUCCAAUUAUUUUGUCUGGAAAGACAUAACUAUUUUUAAACAAACAGCCUAUGUCUACAAAAAAAGUCAAACAUAACUGCAACUAUGUAUACCACGGUUACCUCUGGAAAGACCACCUUGAGUGUGCACACCAGCACUCUUACCAGCGUAUUCACUAUCCACAACCUACACACGAGCAAAUCUUGACAAUGUCAAUGUAAAUCUUUUGAAAAUUAAAAUAUAAAAUAGUUUAAGCUGCCUUUUAGCAUUCUGUUCUCACAAAACAAAUAACUCACCUUUUUCUUCCCUCUCUGAAACCACAUUACUAUAUUACUCCACAAGAUGCUUUUUGUUUCUACGUGUAACUUUAUUCUAUUUUUAAACAAGCAUAGUCUGAUUUUGUUUGCUUUUAGAAGACUCAUUCAGAGUCACAUAUUGUGGUACAGGUCUAGAACCCCAGCACUGGGGAGUCUGAGCCAGGAUGACUGCCAAGAAGGGAACCAGGCUAGCCUGAGCUGUAUAGCAAAUUCUAGAAAUUCCUGGGAUACAGUGUGAGAUCCCUUCUCAAAAUCCCUUCCAAGUGGGUAGGGGGAAAGGAGAAAGAAUCACAUUUAAAAGGACUUAAACAUUUACAUCCUAUUUCAUGCCUGUUUCUUUCAGUGUGGACAGCAUGUGUUUAGUGUAUCUCGGUUUCUUUGAGGCAGGAAGGAAGGGGUUAAUUCAUAGUUGGAUUUUAUGAGUUUUAUUUAUAUGCGAUGUGUGCUAAAUACUUAUCUUUCAGUUUGAAGUAUUUUCCCCAGGUGAUGGGAAGUAAAAAUGCCCAUCACAUUAAAAUUAGUUAAAAGAGAUCAUUUAGAUAUGAAAGUAAAGUUUGGAAUUAAAAUUAGGGAGGUGGGAUAGAUAUUUGACUCCUUGGAAUUACCGGAUGAAAGAGUAAAGGGGGAGGGCGAAGCUUUGUAGGGCAGGAAGACCCGGACACAGUGGGAAUGGAAGGCGGUGUGGGAGAAGAGAGAAAGGCAGUCACAGACUGAGACCGGUCAAGCAUCACAUCAAAUUUUUUACAUUCCGGCAUAAUAACAUUUCAGGGAUUCGAACCAGCAGAACACCAGUCCCUUUCCCCCUUACUUUAAAACGAUAAUGAUUCUCUUUUAAAGAGUCUCUCCCGGCCCCGCCAGGAAGAUCCUUUAAAAGCACGCGACCGGGAUGUGAAACUGAGAGAGUCUUCCUGCAGCACACAGGACCUCCCCUCUGUGUCUGGCACAGCUCUUCCCAGCUCAGCCAGGGAACCCAGACAAGUUUAUUUACACACCCCCCCGCCCAGCGUGCACAAACACACCCGCAGAGAGCGAGGGCGCGAGGGGCGGGAACGCCCUCUCUUCCAUCCCUUCCAAACAAUUAUCUGCCAGAAGAAAAAAAAAAAAAAAAAAAAAAAAAAAAAAAGCAAAUCCUUCGCCGCGCCGGAGGCUGGCGGGGUGGCGGGCGAGCCGGGAAACGUGGCCGCGCCGGCGAGCUGGGGAUUUGUGAAAAGGAGCGCUGGCCCGCGUGCGCCUCUUGUUCCCCGUGUAAUUUGCAGCCAAUCAUCGGGAGGUGUCCGCGCCCUGCGUCCUGCUCACCUCGGCCCGCCCCCGCCCCCGGCUCCGCACCGCCUCCCUCGCCUUUCUCCGCGCUCCCCUCCCCCAGCCACCGCACACACGCACACACACAAACAGAGCGAGGGGGGGGGGGGUGAGAAAGAGAGAGAGAGAGAGAGAGAGAGAGAGCGAGAGAGCGAGAGAGAGAGAGACUCCCCGGCUCCCUCCCUCCCUCCCUCGCACACAGCGACUGGAGACGGACCGGGAGCAACGCGCCGGGAAGAGCAGAGACCACCGACAACAGCCCCGCGCUCUCCCACACACGCUCACACUCGGCGCUUUCCUCUCCACCCCCACCUCCUCCUCCUUCCACCCCCUCCACUAACACCAUCUCCUCCUCCUCUCUACAACAAGAAAAAAAAAAGCCAUUUACAGGGGGUGAUGUGCAACUAAUUAAAGGCAGACUGGCAGCGUCUGUAAAUUCUAAGGCUCCCCAAAUAAAAAGAGACUGUUGUAACAGUUGGAGGAUAAUGCAAAGGAAGACGCUGCUUGGGAAGUCACCGUCUGUGGACAUGCGCCCCAGAGAGGACUAGAGCAGCCCUCGCCUUGCUCUCCCCACCCGGAUCCCACUUUCCUGCACGGCCCGGCCCGUACCCCGACCCCACCAUCACCCGCUUCCCUUCCCCCCACCUCUCCCCCUUUCCCACCCAGGUGUCGGACCAGGCGGUCCCCACUUCCACCCUGCACCCCUUCUUCCCCCCCUGCACCAUGAACACCAAUGUCUGCGUGGAGCCCGGGCCGAGCCCGGAGGCCCCGGGCUUGCCCAAGGAAAGCCACCUGCCCGAGGGGGCCCUGAACAGCCUUGUGGAUUACAACUCGGAGAUGGAGCGUUACCGCUCCUUUGCCACCUCCUUCUACAAGACCAACGGGGGCGCCUUCCCGCAGGCAGCCAAGAUCGCGCGCAUCACCACCCCCAUCUUCCCCAGCAGCGCCGCCGCCGCCGCGGCCGCCGCGCGCAUCGGCAUGUCCCCGUGGAACUGCGACAACGCGGCCACCGCCGCCGCCACCGCGAUGCUCUGGGGCAGCGGGGGCGGCGGCGGAGGCGGUGGGGGCGGGGGUGGGGGCGGCGGGGCCGGCAGGAAAUCCUCCUCGGCCGCCGCCUCCUCCUCCGCCUCCUCCUCGGCGAUCCUCCCCGCCGCCGGCGGUGGCGGUGGCGGCGGCGGCGGUGGCAGCGGCGGAGGCGGCGGCGGCGGCGGCGGCGGCAGGACCAGCAUGCACCACCGGAACGACUCCCAGCGGCUGGGGAAGGCUGGCUGUCCGCCAGAGCCGUCGUUGCAAAUGGCAAAUACUAAUUUCCUCUCCACCUUAUCCCCCGAACACUGCAGACCUUUGGCGGGGGAAUGCAUGAACAAGCUCAAAUGCGGCGCUGCUGAAGCAGAGAUAAUGAAUCUCCCCGAGCGGGUGGGGACUUUUUCCGCUAUCCCGGCUUUAGGGGGCAUCUCAUUACCUCCAGGGGUCAUCGUCAUGACAGCCCUUCACUCCCCCGCAGCAGCCUCAGCAGCCGUCACAGACAGUGCGUUUCAAAUUGCCAAUCUGGCAGACUGCCCGCAGAAUCAUUCCUCCUCCUCCUCGUCCUCCUCGGGGGGAGCUGGCGGAGCCAACCCGGCCAAGAAGAAGAGGAAAAGGUGUGGGGUCUGCGUGCCCUGCAAGAGGCUCAUCAACUGUGGCGUCUGCAGCAGUUGCAGGAACCGCAAAACGGGACACCAGAUCUGCAAAUUUAGAAAAUGUGAAGAGCUAAAGAAAAAACCUGGCACUUCGCUAGAGGUCAGAGGAGAUGAUUUCUUGUUUCCCAGUCUUGCCCCCUCCCUCCUCACUCCCCUGCCCUCUCCCCCACAGGGUUUCUUGUCUGGAUUCAAGACGCAGCACCCCCUUUUCUGAAGCUUCUUGCAGGUUGAAACAUACUGACAUAGGUGGUUUGCAGAGGGCAUGGCCUCUAUACCACCCUCCCAGCUGCGCUUCACGGAACCGCCCUUCGGCUAGAGAGUGCCCCUCCUUUUUCUGUCUCUGGAAAAAAAUGCAAUUGGUCUAAGAAUCCGAAGUUUUGCAUCUGAGCAUGCUUAAUAUUUUCCCUUGCUGUUUUAAACUGUUCCAUAAGGAAAACCCCAAAACAAAAAGCUCUGUCCAAAAUAUUGAACAUAUUUAUCAUUCAUAUAUACGUAUAUAUGGACAUACUAUAUAGGCCCAGACAUAACACUACAUAUGUGGAACACAACUUACAGUAUAUGCAUACAUAUUUGUAUAUAACAUCUUUGUGUGUGUGUGUGUGUGUGUGUGUGUGUGUGUGUUCAAAUGCCUGGAUUCAGAGGGGGUGGUUUAUCCUCUUCUAGAAUAAUUUUCUCCUGAGCCUAAUGGAAUGUUUUUGUUUCCUGUUUUAUUUUUUGCCUUCCUGAUCAUUUUUUGAGCCAGCAGAGAGUAUAGAAAGCUGAUUGUCACCAGCCAUUUUUGAGAUGUGACUUUGAGUAAAAUGAUAAUUACUUACUAGUGUGGCUAAUGGAGAGCUUAUUUUUAAAAUAAUUAAUGUAGUUCCAGGAAAACUCCAUUGUUUUUGUUGUUGUUUUAGACUUUAUAUUUCUCUUAGGUUCAGUAUCUGACAAAGUAACCAUUUUGUGGUUGCAAAAUUACUCUAAACAUAGGAAGGUUUUGGUUGGUGCCAUAUAUGGUAAAUGAUAGUUUACUUUUCUUAUAGGUCUUUAAAACAGACAUUAUUCAUUGAAGUAAUGGUAACAUUAGGCUUUUAGUUGCACUUCAAAAUAAGAUUGAUGUAUGUGAUGAACAUUUUAUAUGAUAGCCUAGUCAAAACACAGGAGGAAAAAAUGAAAGAUUACAGGUAUAUUGUUUUGGUAACAUUUAGAAAGGAAAUAUGGACAGGCAAUCACAGUCUGUGAUGAAAUCUAGAGAGGGAGGCUAGCUGGUUAGCUGCCUGUGCAAAUGUGAGACAGGGCAAUGGGUUUCCUGUUAGAGAAGGUUCUGUGGACCCGACUGUAUGUUGAGUGACUGUCACAAUCCAUCCUGAGGAAUUCUUAGUUGCACAUUCUUUUAAUUAUCAGGAACAUGACCUAAGGAUGUCUUCUUUAAAUCACUGAGAACUGUAGAUUUAAAGAAUAAACACAGAAGUUAAAGAUUUUGCUUCUGUUUUGACUACAAAGAAGAUGGAUCAUCUUGGUACAAAUCAAGGCCAAGGGACUGGGGUUUCCAAAGUUAGAAGCAUAUAGACUACAAUUCCAUCACAACACUGCAUGUGUUCCUCCUUCCGAAGAAACCAGGUCUACUUGGGAACCUUAAUUGUGUCCCAGGGUUCUUCAUUGUUCUUCCUGUGGGCAACUCUGGUCAAGCAAAGGUAACAGCAGCUACAGUACAGGUUUAUGUAUUCUCUCAGAUGGCAAACACAUUAACUUUUGCACUCUCUGUUGGGGUUUAAUUUACCAUAACUUCUUUCGUUCUGGAAGACCAUGGGUAAUUCAAGUUUAGCUUAUGAUGUGGACGUUUCUAAUGAAUGGCUAGUGAGUAGGAUAGUAUGACUUCUAUUUUGUCCUAGAGAGUAGUCUGUAGGGUUACAGUUUUGGCAUUGUAUAUCGUAUAACAUUGGCAUUGUUAUACCUCAGCUUUAGCUGUAGCCACUGGCACCACCUGUACACCAUUGUAGGGAAUGUAGUAGAGAGGAGAACUCAAUAAUUCUCUUCUAUUUAGUCAGUAACCACUCCAGAGGAGUUUGUUAUGAGUUCUGAUAGGCUGCCAGCCAUGUUUCUAGGCUGGUGAGUUCGUUUAAACUGGUUUCCUAUAUUUCUUUUCUGUGUCCCUUUUAAUGGUUUCCCACAAACUUUUCAAAAUUUUUUCUUCAUAAUUCCAAGCCUUUUAGAGUCAUUUUUGUCUAUGAAAAUGAGCAUUCCCAGAGCGUUGUGGCCUCACAGAAGGUGGAGAAUGGGGGAGAGAAUGCACGUUGCCCACUGCAGGCAUUUUCCAAAGUGAGGGUUCCUUCUACCUACCAGGGCACGGUUACAGUUCAGGGCCAUGAUACCUCAUGGAAUACCACUGGGAAAAACAGAAGAAAAAAAAAAACAGUUUUCUAAUUUGUCUGAAUGUUUAUCCAGGUCCUAAAUAAAGUAAUUGUGGUGUGAUGCUCUCAAACCCACAUGGAACCCCAUGCAGCACUUGUCUUAAACUUGUCUUAAACUACCUUAAACCAUUGAGCCAAAGCUGAAAGGUUGCCCUGCUGAUCUGCUUUCCCAUCACUAAUUUGGUCCAUUCCUAUCUCAGAAGAUGUUUUUGAGACUGGGUGGACUCUUGUCUGAGGUCCACGAAUUGGAUUUCAGCCAUAAACUGAGUAGCUAAGACUUGUGGCUUUAACUUCUAGACACAUAAGUAGUUUACAUUUGCACACUACUAACAACUCUUACUCAGCACUCUAAACCUGUGUGCCUGCCUUCCCUUUGACCUGUUCUUAUCUCAGAACCGAGACCAGAGGCAUAGUCAGAUUGCUUUUAGGCUGUGUAAACCAAGAUUAAGAUAGAUGCACAGGAUGUGCUGGGAUUUGUGCAUAUAUUCUCUUGAGCCCCCCUUCCUAGCCUUCCUUUAAAUGUGACCUUCCCCUGCUUAGUCUCAUUUUAAGAGCAACUUAUGUUUAUAGAAACCACUCCUUGUUGACAUUCAGUAUGGCAAUACCCAUGGAACAGUGUGUGCUCUCUGUUCUGUGUAUUUGCAUAUGUCACUGCUCCUUCAUCAAUCACUACAUUAACAAAUAGCCACUAAUUGUUAAAAGCAGUUGAUACAAAUGCAUUGUGCUCCCAUGGGACAGAACUUACUUUUAAGAAUGUAUGUCCUUAAUUAACAUUUACUUCCUAGAUAUAGUUAAAAUAUGACCAUGUGGGAGAUUAUUAUCAUGUUAGGUUAAUACUUGUGUCUCUUGUAGAGCUAAUUCUUCAGAUUGUAUAUACACAAACACUUUUUUUUCCUGAUACAAAGAUUUACCUUUUUAAAAUAUCACGACCUAAUGUAACUCAAGGGAAAGAGACCCAUGGGCAAGCCCCGCCUCUUAGUCCCUGAACAUUGUUUGGGUGACAUGACUGAUCUCUGUGGGACAGCAUUAGAGACCACACAGAUCUGGUUUCCCUCCCAUUAGCUGAUUUAUGGAAUUGCAUUAGGGAAGCUCUGCCUCUGGGAGGUUUCCCUGCCCCUAUGCCUGCUCUCUUCCCUGCCACAGCUUUAUAGAGAAGAGAUGAGAAAACUGGAGCGGAAAAAAAAAGUUAAAAGGGUGCAUAUGUUUUUCUUUCUCUUUUCUCUCACUUAAAAAAUAGGAAAUGUGUUGAUGUACCAGCUCCCAGUAAUGUUUCUAGAAGCUUGAGAUUCUAAAGGAUUUGAUUUAAAAAAAAAUUCUGAUAUUAUCAAGUGAAACUAGAUAACUUGAUUCAGAAAAGUGUUUUAGAAGUGGAGAGAGAUACUACAUACAAAUUUAAAGUUCUAAGGGCCCCCAACCAAUAGCAAUUGUGAAAUUCUAAAUAAAGUAUUGUGUCUGUAAUUUGUGCAGAAUGAUGGCUGCCUGCUAAGAAAAUGAAUUUGUAGCCCACAUCUAAAGUAGAUGUGUCACUAUCUAGUUCAAAGCUAUAGAAAAUUAGUAAAUGACUGAACACUUCAUAAGGAUUUUGAAGUUUAGUGGGUUGUUAAAAAAGUAUAUAUGCAUAGAUAAAUAUAAUAAAUCUUUCAUAUUUUAAGUUGAAACCUUUUCACUUUGUCAUUUCAUGUCGUAAUUUCAAAAUGAGUUUUCAAUUUAACAAUUUAAACUUGCUAGUAGGAAAAAUGUUUAAUUUAUUUAUUUAUUCACUUUACAAGCCAAUAUCAGCUCCCCUCUGGGUGUCACCUCUCCACUUCCUGCUCAUCAAGUCCCUGGGAAACUAGGUGUGUUCUCUCCCUCUAAAGGAGGGAAAUUUUUUUCAAUAAACUCCAAAUAAACUGAAACUUUUUUGUUAUAUUAAAAUACAACAAGGUCAUAAUCCAGGGGGAAGACCCAGAGUCUAUAAAUGAUAAAGAAAAGAGCUCAGAAAUGUUCAGUUUUGGUCAGAGAUAUAAGGCAGUUUCAUCAUGAAGAUACUGAACUACCCAGUCAGCUGCUCUACCCACCACUCCAUUCAGUCCAAAGGAGUUAAUGUUGGUUUUAUGCACACCAGAACUCAAGUUGUACAUAAUAAAUCCAUACGACUCCAUCUGUUAGUUAAAAAUAUAAUUGCUUAUGAAAGUAAGAUUUUUUUUUCUUCUUAAAUGGAACUGAUAGUCUCAUCUGUCUACACAGCAUGGAAAAAUCUAAGUAGUAAUUUACGUGGCAAUUAGAAGUCACGAAAUAAAAUUGAAAAAAUAAUCUAUAGACUAUACCCUAUAUAGGAUAUUUCUUUGAAACUUAGACAUCAUCAAACAAGCCAAGCCAAAGACAAGACAACAUUCAGAAAGACAAUGAGGAAAAAAUUAAAUAACAUUAAACUUUGGGCUUCAGCUGAAUGGGAUAAAGGUAUUUGGAGAAGAGGUGGGUGUUUAUUUAGCAAUGAAGGCUGUAGAAGUUUCUUGCCUUGAAAGUUUUAAUGAUUUCAUGACUGUUUUGCCCUUCUGUGCAUCAUCUAUUUUUCUUUUGGAUGGAAUGUCAGGGUUCCGCAGAGUCAGACUUAGAGAUCGAUGCAGAACCGUUUGGCAAAGUGAUCUGUAAGACUGGAUUUAAAAGGUCUGCAGAGAAGAUAAAGCAGUCCACCAUAUUUUCUCCAAGUACAUUUUCCACCAUAUUGGAAACUGGAGAUAGUAACUGCUAUGAGCCCUGAAACCCUGUUGGGAUGUUCAUUUUGGAUAUGAAGUUAGACAUUUACUUAUUUUAAUAUUUCCUAGGACUAGGCUCGAAUGUGUUUUUAAGACGUCGCAGGUCCUCUUAAAGGUCUAUUACUCAAUCAGAAUUGACCAGGCGAUCUGAAUAUAUAGUUCACCUUUACUCGAAAACAAUUCACUUAAAUUUUGCAUUGAAAAACUUUAAUAAUGUAGUGUCCUAUUCAGUGCAUUCCACAUAAGCCAGGUGUGUUUCAAUUUCUUACAUUAUACACAACACUUAAAAAAAAAUCCUGAUUAAGCCAUCCAGUGGUAUCUAGGUAAAGUAAUAGGUUGAAGUUAGGAUGUAUUUAAAUAUUAAAUUUUCUCCUAUUAAUAAGUUAAUUUAUGAAAGCAGAAGUGAGCUCAGAACACUUUGUACAGGGUGGUGAUCGGAAGUGUGUUUUCCAGACACUUGGAAAGAUAUGAGGUGGUUUGGAUGGAAGAAGCAGAACGGUUUUUGUAAAACCUGGUUUUUGUAAGAACUUGUUUUAAGGAAUCUAUUUUGUAUAGGCUGUAAGUGCUGUGGGCAUGUGUGUGCUUAAUUUUUGUUCCUUCAGCUCCACCUCAGUGUUUAUGCCUACCUUAUACUUAGUAUUUGGCAUUGCUCUGGUAUCCUUGGGAGUUCCAUGGUACCUGAGCAGGGGUGUGGGAGUGAUUUUAUCCAAGCCAUCUCUUGUUCUAUCCUUUGCAGAGACACCUGCCCAGAAACUGAAUUAUUCUUCUGGGUUACUGAAAACCCUCCCUUCAUCCAGCGGUGUGUUUUCUGUUUUCUAUUGAGUUAUGCUGUAUCAUACUUCACAUGUGACAGAUAUUUAAUAACGUCAAGUACUUAGCUCUGCGGGGUUUGAAGGGAUCCUAGCAGGCUUGUUAGCUCUAAGUUAAAGCAAUAUAAAGAAUUUUUUCCCCUUUGUGAAAUUUACAGCCCAUGUCUUAGUCUCCUUCAGGAGCUUGAGAAUACAUAGCUAGGUAGAAGCUCAAGCUUGCAGACUCUCCUCUCCAUUUUCCUUAGUAAUUAUCACAACUCUUUUAAUGCAGUUUCUUACUAAUGGCAAAAUGGUUACUUUUCCAUGUAAGUCAUAUUCAUUCUGUAUUUAUUUUAUGUAAAAUCAAAUAUAAAUUAUAUUCAGGAAAUAUAAUACUAGUUUCCUGGCUUGCCUUUUUUCCUUCCUUCCUUCCUUCCUUCCUUCCUUCCUUCCUUCCUUCCUUCCUUCCUUCCUUCCUUCCCUUCUCUCCUUCUUUCUUCCUUUCUUCUUUAUUUUUUAAUUAAAAAGGUGCAUCAGGGCUAUGUUGUCACAUAGAAAAUCUAUGAAAAAGCAUCUCCUGUCUCAGGCAAUGCUUAAGACACUAGACAACUUCAUUGAGAGAGUUAUUCUCUAUGUGACUUAGUUCAAGAGACUCAAUAUGAGGAAAGAAUUAAAUACUUUCUAUAAAUACCAGCCAGAGAAAACAUUUAGCUUUGAAAAACUGAAAUGUAUAUAAUAGUAAACAUUACUUAGAUAGAAGAUUCAGGUAUCUGUUUAGUAUAGAUGUGAGACAGGUAAAAAUGAUUUUGAGGAAAAACUGAGAGGCUCUUAAAGAAGUGGAAUUCUAACCACAGAAGUAUCUUAUCUUUUUGAGUUAAAAAAAUAUUAGGAUGCUAAACAGUAUAUAGAAGGGCAUUGGUCAAGAUGGGAUGUGGAUCUCUUCAUCCUUCCAGAAGUUUGAAAGUUUGCAGAGGGGGAAAUAGGACAAAAGGAAGGAACAGAUGUGCAAGAUCUGACUUAACACAUUCGGCUUGAGAGUGGGAGCUGCGGCCCUCAGUUUAGUGCUGAGUGAGUUCUCAAGUGGGAUAUCUGUGUCCCAGCUGAGGUUAUCUUGAUGUACGCCCUCGAAACACUUGGUAGCACAAUUCCAGGGUACAGCUAAAACACUUCCAGGAUAAGGAGAAAACACGAUCCCAUUUGAGUCUUAUCUACAUUUAAUUUAUAUCUUAGCGAGCAGUCUAAAAAGUUGCCAAAAGUGUUGAAGCGGGAGAGAACUCUGCUGAAAGUGCUAUUCCUUGCUCAGCAUAGCAGACCAUAACUGGAUGAUUGAUAGAAGCAUCCGAGGGAUAGAGAUCAAGUCGGAGGAGGAGAGACCGUGGCAGGUGCCUGUAGAGCAGGAAGAGUGAUGGGCAGUUCUGUGGAUUUCAGCAAAUCUGGCAAAUUCUGAAAAAGAUGUAUUUUCUCUAAAACUUCCUAAAGCAUGUAGAAGGUGAUGAAAUAACUUUCUUUAAAGGAAGAAAACCACUGAAAUGUAAUUCUGUGGAAAUGGUAGUGAUUAGCUUUGGUAUGUCAGAGGUCAAAAAUUUUUUGUGCUGGGAGAUGAGUAUGCUGUGGAAAUGUUUCUGUAGGCUAAGUGAUGAUUUUAACGGAGUUGAAAUAAGGGAAAGAAGGAGAUAUAGAUCAUGAAAGGUGAGCUGCAACACUUUUAUUAAAUCUCAAGUCUGCAUUUUACUUUUUGUUCACAGAAAACAAAAUAAAGAGUACUGCCUUGUCUCCAUAUCCAAAGAAAUUUGUUUUCUAUUUGCUGCAAGGCUGCAUUGUGUAGUGUUGGGGAUCAUUUUGAGUGUGGUGUCUCUCUGGGUUUCCCUCCUGGGUGUCCCUUCACAUGAUUAUGGAUUUGAGAGACAUGGGGUUCAGUUGAGAUUGAUGCUGAGUUUUGUCAGGCUGCAGGAGAGAUUGUUAAACUAAUUCAGGGCUUGUAUAUCAGAGGAACAUGAUAUCAGUUUGUUGGCUCCUUCAGAGAAAGUGGAAUAAAGUAGAACAGAGCAGAAAAUAUAUGGAUGUGCCACAGGCAAGUAGUACUCCUCAGUGAUGGUUUCCGCUGCAUUAGGCGGGUGCGGAAAAAUAUGAAGGUGUUGGCUACUUUCAAAUAAAAUUUGGAAAAUGUUAGCAAUAGCAGUUACACAACUGAUCAUAUCUUUAAUGAGAAAGGACAUUAUAUUUGAACGUUUUUUUAGUAAGAUGAGUAAAAUGUACACGUUCUAUAAACAGCAUCUCUUGAUUCCAAGACAGGCUUCUGCCUAUGUUGUGCAUUCACAGAGCUGGUAAGAGUGUGGUAAAACACUUGGUAAACUAGACUCAGCUAAGCACAUUUAGGCAGGAGCUGCUACCUUUUAAUGUUUGAAUGCAACUUCAGUAGAUACAUGGAUGUGUAUACAGACAGCUACAAUGUGUCCAGGUUUAAGGAAGCCCUUUUCCUUCUUUCCAACUGCUGUCUGCCAGUACCUUUAUGAUUCCCUAACUCAAGAUUUUAGUCCUUUAUCUAAGGUUCUUAGUUACUUCUUCUUAUGUUCAAUUGCCAUCUAAGAAGUGAAAUAAUUAUAAAUUGGAGACUUGAACGUUUAGACAACUCAAGAAGCAACUGCACACUUGUGGACCUGGUUCACCCCAGUUUUGUUCUCCAUACUGGAUAAGGGGCACAGAGAUAGGGUGACUGCAGUGCUACUGUGGGUGGUCUUUCAUGUCAUAUUAAGAAUUUUUUGCUGUAUUUUGAGGUAUAUGUUAUAGGCUCUGAAUAAGGGAAGGGGAAUAUUAGAAACACAGGGUGUACAGAGUGGGGGAAGAGCACAGGCAGGCUACAGGAUGCUGCAGAUUGGGAAAGCAUUGGGCUUUAGGUCACUCUUGAGUCUGCUCAAAUCAGAAAUAAACAGCAAUUGUUAAUGUAUUACAGUUUGUGAGAUGUCUCAGAUGGUUCUGGGAUCAGGCCCAUUAGAACCAGUCAGACUUCUUUUCCUUCACUCAUCACAAUGGCAAAAUUAGUUCCAGAGAGAUUAGCUGGGCUUAGCUUUUCCUUGCCUUUGCUGAAUUCUUUCCAACCUGCUCCCUCUCUCUUCUCCUUUCCUUUGUUUUCCUCUUUCAAUUUUCUCUUUAAGAAUAAAAUUCAGCUAUUCAGUUAGACACAAAGGAAGGCCAAGGUGAGAAGAUUAAAUCCUCAAAAUUAACUAAGGAUAGUGUUUAGGUAAACUUGGUUAAUUAUUAACAACCAAGUACUCAAAGAUGUGAGCAUAACUUUAAGGUAGUUGUAAGAAAAGAUUCUGGAAAAAUAUUGAAUUGAGCAUAUGGAAAAGAUUCCAGAACAAAGGUGAAUAGAUUAUUGCUUACUAUGGAUUAUAAACACAUCCCGUGGCAAAAACAAUAGAAUUGUUCAUUUAUUUUAAGAGACCACGUUUGCACAAAUAUGUAGAAAAACCCAUGAACUUUUCCUGAGGGUGAAUUGGAACCUAUAGACUGGAGUGUUGUGGGAUGUGGUGAUCCUCUGGUGUCAAGGGAGUGGAAUCCUUCAUAUGUGUAUCUUCUAAGUGUAAGUGAACCCACAUAUACUCUCAGUGAUUGAGGGCACAUUUAAAAAAAAAACAAAUUAAAUUAAAUUAAUUGUUGCUUUCAGAUUUUUUAUUUUAAAAUUACUAAGGAAGACAAGGAGGUCAAUGAAAAAUUGUGAACAUUCCUUGUACUGGUGACUCUAAGUUGAAAGCAGAGAGAGAGACAGAGACAGAGACAGACAGAGAGAGACAGAGAGAGAGAGAGAGAGAGAGAGAGAGAGAGAGAGAGAGAGAGAGAGAGAGAGAUGGGGCAAAGAGAAAGGAGAAAGGAGAGACUAUUGGGAGGUACAGCUUCAAGACCUUGUGCUGUUUCUUGGAGCAGGGCUCUAGCCAAGCGAAGUGUGUUGCUGAUGGUAUCUAAUUGCUGGAGCUACUUAGAAGAAUGUUCUCUGAAUUUCUCUGGUCAAUUUAGGAGCAUAAAACCCUCACGGGGUUCUAGGCUGGGUCUCUCUCAGUGGCUGAGGGUUACCAGAGGAGAUGUUGAACAACUUGCAAGUCCCUGACCUGGAUCAAAACAUUAUCCAACUCACACCUUUAUGUAAUAUCAAAAAAAAUAUUUCUCCAGUCUCCAUGUCUAUAGGAAUGAGAGCAACCACAAGACCGGCUAGGGAUCAUAAUUGUAACUACGGGGGUAAAUUUUAAUAAAAGUCUAUUUCAGUCUUAGCUCUGAUAAGUACUAGAAAUAAUCUAUAAUUUUCUCAUGGUUGUGAAAAUAUCUCUUCUUGUUUUCAGCAAAAGAGUGGUGUACUUGAUAGAAAUUCAGGAUCGUAGCAAAAGUUUAUUGCAAGUUUCAAAAUUAUUAAACAACUUCAUCAUUUUUUAGUAGCUAUUUUCUCCUAAAGGCAAUAUUGCGGACAGGAAUUAGCAGGUCAGCAUCAGGGAGAGAGGGAGGGAGGGAGGGAGGGAGAAAGGGAGAGAGAGAGAGAGAGAGAGAGAGAGAGAGAGAGAGAGAGAGAGAGAGAGAGAAACAGAAAUAUAUUCAGAUCCUAAAGCCAGAUAUAUUUCUAUAUAUGUAUACUCUAAUACAAGCUUGCAGAAAUAUAAAUAACACUGGUACAUUUAAAUUAUUAGCAGUGUAGCUUAUGUUUCAUUAACAUAAAUUUUACAUAUUUAUUUUUGUGAGCCAUAGCUUUAUGUAGCCCAGGUUGUCUCACAGUAGCUUGAGAUCACCUUGUUUCUCUUGGCUACACAAAGUGCUGAGAUCACCACCAUGGCCAGUUAAUUUUACAGUUUUAAUUUCAAUGUUACUCUUAUACCCUGUUUACAUGUAAGAUUAAAAUUAUCAUAUGGAAUCAUUUUUGUAAAAUACUCUUGAAAACUGUGGGUCACUGAAAAAAUUACCUAUUUCUCUAUAGUGUGAUGCUACUGUAUCAGAGUGACUUCUUUUCUGUCCAAGAACAUUUUAAUCACUAAAAUAGCCAUAUAUGUCACAAUAAUCUUACUCAUCUGUUGGGCUGUAGUGGUUUCAAGUAUUUUUUUUAACCACAUGUAACUAUAUGUAGCAUGUAUCAAGGUUCAUGUUUAAAGAAGUUGUUUGCAAUAGAUAUUAGGGACAGAAAGUACAUGUCCUUUGGGUUCAUGGUGUCCACAUGUUAUUUGUCUUCGCUCUGACUCCAUCUCUUCCCAAGUACUUGUCUCAGCCUCUUUCCCUAACUGGCUCAACCCUCACAUGCACUUAAUUCCCUUUUAGUGUGGUUUUCAAGUGUGUCCUUCUGUUUACAGUUAGCUAGGUUUGCCUCCUACAUCUUACCAUCUUGGUGGUGGUAGUAAUGGUGGUGUGGUAGAAAGAGUAACAGGAGCCACCCCCUACAGAGAGCAGAGCCUGAAAAUGCACUGGCUAGCCCUUCACCAUCGACCAGAGGAAUCCGAGUGUCAGUUUAUAAUGUCAGAUGUCAGUUUAGAAGCCAGGAAGGGGGAAUGCACCUUCCAGUCACUGGUUCUGUAUUUAGUACGUGUCCUCCUUUAGAUAUUACCAGUCAGUGGUAUCACUAUAGUUAUUUUUACUUACUUCUAAAUAUCGACCAAAGAGGAGUUAUGUGCUAAAGGAAUCAUUUACAGGAGAAACACAUCUGAUAUGUUAUGAUAUAUAUAUAUAUAUAUAUAUAUAUAUAUAUAUAUAUAUAUAUAUAUAUUGAUAUAUAUUGAUAUAUAUUGAUAUAUAUUGAUAUAUAUCCCUCAGGUAUAUUAAUAAGCCUGAGGAAGAAAGAGAGGUGUAAUUUAAAACUAGAGAGCUGGGGGAAGUGACGAAAGUCUAUAAUCCCAGCACUCUGAAAACUGAGGAAUUUUUAGGCCAGACUGGAACACAAUGAGAUCUUACUUAAAAAUACCAAACAAAAAAAAGAAAAAGAAAAAAGAAAAUGUUAGAAAGUAAAAUCAUACUCCUAUUCACAUAUCUAAUAGGAGUUAGUUUUUACUCUAAGGUUAUUUUUUAUUUAUUAACAGUACAUUCCAAGGCAUCACAUUAAUCACUGGUCAUAAAUUCAUGGUUUUCUCAUACCUGAUUAUGUUCUAUCUAUACUCUUUAGUGGCCUAGUAGUAGACUAUGCUUUUAACAGUAUAACAUUUAAAGACGAAGUGAAAAAAAAAGAGCAAAAUCUGCUUCCCUUUGCUGGAUAUCACUUUAAACCAUAAUUAACUAAAGAUUUUACUUAUGUAUAAACAUAUGUUAAGGUAUAUGUGCGUGGUAUGUGCAACAUCUAUGGUAUUGUGCCUGUCGCAAAUCUCCAAGUAGAUUUUGAAAUUCACUAGGAAGAAACAACACAUUUAAUGACAUCUUAAUUUUAUUUUAUAAAUCACACCAGAAAAAAAAAAAAAGGAAGUCUUCCAUUAUCAGGAACCCUUUUGAUUUUGUUUACUCAAAAGAACAAAACCCUAAAGUUGAGAGGUUUUUUUAAAACUACAAAAAAACAGUCAGAUGCUAACGGACAACAGUGAGAGUCUGUUACCUUUUGUCUUAUUCAUUUAUGUCAUUUUCAUUGCAGGUUCUCAGAGAUUCAUUAACGUCUUUAAACUGUAGCACUAAUAUGUAGGUUUAAAUGUAGCAAGAAUUUCAAAACUCAAGGCUUAAGGCGUCCCUGAGUCUAAUUUGGUGGCUUUCCCAGGAAGGUGAUAUCCCAGAAAGUCUCCAAGCAGCGUUCAUUGGCUCGUGCACCCUGAAAUUGCAUGGACUUUGGCUGAAAAACAUUUUUUUCCCCCAUCACAGUGUGAAAAUCAGAAACUGAUUCGAUGAUGUGGGUUCCACUCACUGUCAAUAACCACAUGGAACUGUAUUUUUAAUCAGUGUGAGAAUACUGCUAUUCUCAAAUUCUAACUCUUUAAAACCAUUGUGUUAGAUUCCACCCGCUUCACGGUAGAAAUUUUGAAGGCCCCAGGUGAAUGAUGGAAUCCUUUGUUUUAGAAAGCAAUGCAAACAAAUAUUAGCAAAGUAUUUUAUCAUUCUCAGUCGAAAAUCUUAGUGCCACCUUCCUUAUCUCUAUUUAGGAAUUCGUGCAUUCCGUUCAUUUUUGGCAUUCCGGUGUAGUAUGGUUUCUAAGUGUGUCCUUCUGUUGAUGGCCAUAGCUAGGUUUGCCUCCUACAUCUUCCCAUCUUGGUGAUGGUAGUGAGGGUGGUGUCAGAGGAACAGGUAGGAAGGCUUUGGUCUUUGAAACCUCAGGUGUAACUUCAGGAAAAUGUUUUACUGUGGCAAGUGCUGCCACAUUCCCCUCUCUCUGCCGUAUCUAUUGAGCUAAAUGGUCACACACCACACUCACAUUUGUCCAGUUUUAGAUCCUCCACCUCCCGCUUUCAGGAGGUGAAUUUUGUUUAAGCUGCACAUGCUUCUAACAGUAAUGUACAGAUGCAUAUUUGACCCAAAGACACCAACGUAGCAACCCUCACUUGAUGGGUGCCCAAAAUAAGAAACCGUUUUGGAAUCUUUUUGGAGCUGAGCUUGGGGCUUCUGCCUUACUUGAGGCUGUUUUGUUUCUUGUUCCUUAUUGAGUUAGCAAAACUUGAUACUGUAAUAUUUACUGUUAAGUUUUGGGGUAAAUGUAAAAUGCCAUUCUGUCCUUGAAGAACAAUCUUGCUUUGAAGCAUUACUUAGGGGAUAAACACAUACCAUUCUUUCAAGGCUGAAGGUCAUUUUCUAUCUGAAGAAAAAAAAUUUUUUUCAGCAGGCUUGAUAGCAAUGUCAGGAAGAGGGACAGUGGGGUGGGGUUGGGACCUGCAGCUUUCUCCACAGGCCUCAUGGGAGCCAGGCUGCCUUAAACAACAUGAUCACCUCAAUGUUCUUCAUGACCUCCCAUCCCAUUUCCUUCCAAGGGAAUCUGGUCUUCCUGUCACUCAGGAUAAGAAUCCCCUGUAAGCACCACUGAGCUCCAGGAAGUCACAGUAAUCUUAUCAGGAGUGCGAUUCCCCGGCUGGGACUUUGAAUUUAUCUAACUUGGAGGUAUCUGCUGAGGGCAUCUAAUCCCCUGUGUGGAUGUGCUGAGCCUCCAAACAAUUUACAGUGGUCCUCUUACAAAGAUGACCUCCUUAGUUGACAAAGGCAGAAGAUGUGUGUCCAAAUUUGUACAGACUAAUCAGAAAUCCGUGAUUUAACCCAGUACUUCUAUGAAAACAGUUGCUUCUACCUGCUUGACUGCAAAUAACUCAGCCUCACCCUCAAGUAAAUUUCUGGGGAGCCUAAAUGAAAAUUGGGUAGUACCUAAGUUUUGUGUAGCCUCUAGGACUCUAGGACUCUAAAGAACUUUUGCUCUCCUUUUAAUCCUUAUAUGAAAUUGGGAGGGAAAUUGUAAGUUUCUGGUAAAUAUUUGAUAAUUUGUACUAAUUAUUGCACGGUGGUUUUCCUAAUUAGUCUUAUGUGGUUUAGGUAAUUUCUUCCCUUUUUUCCCCAACUUUUAUUAGAUAUUUUCUUCAUUUAUAUUUCCAAUGCUAUCCCAAAAGUCCCCCAUACCCUCCCCCCCCCCACUCCCCUACCCACCCACUCCCACUUUUUGGCCCUGGCGUUCCCCUAUACUGAGGCAUAUAAAGUUUGCAAGACCAAGGGGUCUCUCUUUCCAAUGAUGGCCGACUAGGUUAUCUUCUGAUACAUAUGCAGCUAGAGACACGAACUCUGGGGGUACUGCCAUUAGUUCAUAUUGUUGUUCCACCUAUAAGGUUGCAGACCCCUUUAGCUCCUUGGGUACUUUCUCUAGCUCUUCCAUUUGGGGCCCUUUUUGUUUUUUAAGUUUUAUGACCUCAAAGAUCUUUUUUAAAAAAAAAAUUAGAUAUUUUCUUUAUUUACAUUUCAAAUGUUAUUCUCUUUCUUAUUUUCCUCUCUGAAAAUCUCCUAUUACCUCCCCCCUCCCCCUGCUCCCCAACCUGCUCACUCCCGUUCCCUGGCCCUGGCAUUCCCCUAUACUGGGGCAUAGAACCUUCACAAGACCAAGGGCCUCUCCUCCCAUUGAUGACUGUCUAGGCUAUAUCUUAAUGCAAAGAAAAGCCAUUUUAAAAACUUCUCUGCUUACCUUCUCUACUCCCCUGCCUGGGGAUACUUUCUGACCUCAGCACAGCGUACAGUUACAUCACAACAGAGCUUCACUGGGUGCUAUUUUGUGUCAGGGAUCAUCACUAGAGAAACCUUUGCCUUGCUUCCCUCAUGGCUCCUUUGUGAUGGAUUCUUAGUGUUAGCAAACACUGAGAAAGAACCAUCUUUUCCUUACCACAGUGGCCUUUGAGUCUAGGAAGCAUGUAAGAAUCUUGCUUUCACGAAAUACUGCAAAUAACAUGGAAGAGCAGACCUCGGAUCAGGAAGAACAAAGGUAGAAAAUAGCUUCAAAGGCAUAGCUAAGGCAUAAGGAGUUCACCUCAUUUAAGAAACGUACGCUGUAUUUUUUCUGUUUACCUCCAUAAACAUAUCUGUGUAUCAAGAUCCAUGACUGCAUAAGUAUAUAUUUAUAAACUUGCUUCCAGUUGGCAUCUGAGAGUAAGUUGGCAUCUUUGUCAUACAUAUACACACAAAUGUGCAUAUGUAUGAGUAUAUAUGCACAUGUUUAUUUUUCGUAUGUGAAUCUGAGUGUAGAUAUAUAAUUGCACAGAUAGACUUGGAUCUAAUGUAUCUUGUUAAAAAUGACUACAUUUAUAUAAAUAAACUUACUUAUAUAGAAUUUAUUCUUAGUUGGCAUCAGAAAGCAAGGUGGCAUCUGGUAGAACAUUUCAGUUUUCAUUUCCUGUUUUUUGCAUGUGUGUGCCUGUGCUCACGGCAUGCAUGUGUGUGUGCAUGCACGUGUGUGUGCACAUACAUGCAUGUGCGUAUGUGUGUAUGUUCAUGUGUGUGCAUGUGUGUCAUGUGAGUGCCUGUAAAUAUGAAUAAUAGAAUGGGUGUGUUCUUAUUGCUUUAUAUAAUUCUCUCAGUAAUGACUAAGUAAAUGCAACUAGAAUUAUAUUUAUUACAGUUGGUAUUCAAAAAUUAAAUUUAGAAAGUGGUUAAGGAAUUUCCACAAACAAAACCAAAUGAUGGAGGUUCAGUAUGCACAGUGAGCUAGAAAGAACAAAACUGAUUAACACAUCAGUAAGAGGAAUCAAAACCGAGCAAAAUAAGUGCUUAUUUUAUUGAGAAUGGUAGACCUUUUUGUGCUUUGCGAAGGUACAAUUUAAUUUUUUGUGUAUGCAUGCAAAUUUGUAUUAUAUAACUUACAGUAACUUAAUUUGUCUUAAUAUUUGAAGCUCAUGGUUCUUUUUAAUACUGUUAGUGCCAAUAGUGCAAAUGAAAUCUACCUUCCAAGACAGUUACUUUAUUCACUUAAAUUUCUUUAACAACAAAAAUGAUAUAGGCUUAAGAUCCAGGUCCAAGACAAAGAAAGGCACUUGAAAUAUAGUAAGUAACACACACACACACAAGGUCAUACGAAUGACAUUCUCAAAAGAGAGAAGUCGAAAUUCUGACUUUAGAUAACAUAGUAGGCUAAUACAGAAUUUUAUUGUCAAUCAACAUUAAGAUGAAAGGAGAAUGGCAACCAGAUUACUUAUGUACGAGAAAGUAAAUCAAAACCAACUUCAAUCAUUAGAGCACUUUGUAAUUUGUAGCACAUUUUUCAUGUGUAUUCUAAUAGGAAAUUCGAAUGCUAUGAACAUUCUCGUAAGAAAUAUAUUAAAAUAGAACAUAUAUAAUAAAUCUUACUAUAUUUUAAUAUAUAUUUUAAGAGUGUGCACACACACACAUACACACACAGUCACAAAGUAGCUGGCUGGUUGGCAACAUGAAUUUUGUGUAUCAGCUUGCCCCCAUAAAGAAAUGCUUUACUCGGCUCUGACAUUAACCCUUACACAAGUUGCAUAUGUAUGUAUAUACUACAACUUUGAAUGUAAAACUUCAGGUUACUUCCAGGUGACAUGCUUGUUCAUGUAAUGGGCGGAAUAAUUCAGUCAUAGUCACUUCGACUAUACAGAAGAAUUAUAUGACUCACAUUGAGGACGGCACGCGUAGCUGGUUAUGAUCUUUUACAAUUUAGAAGAUAGGUAAAUGACCAUCAUGAAAGAUCUAUUUCCUAUGUCAUAGUGUGGCUAUGUCAUCUAUGUCCAGACACAAACAUAAUCAACAUAAAGUGAUAUGGGUUUCCUAGGAGGCAGCCACAGAAUUUACAUACAGGUACGAGUUGUUCUUGCCAUUAGCUAAGACCUUGAACAUCUUUUAAUUGCUACACAUAUCCCAGGAUGUAUUUCAUUUAUUUUAAGUAUAUAAUGUGUUUCAGUCGUUAGGGUCAAUCAAUUAGUAUUAAACUGAAUAAUAUAAUUUUUAUAUUUUAAGAUUAUGCAUUUCUUCAUUUAUUAUAUGUUGCUUGUAUAUGUCCUUGUGUUCUGUAUGGUUGACUAAAACUAUUGCUGAAUUGGAAAGGAGAAAUAUCUAAUUUUAUAUUGACAUAGAAAGAAAGCUUAACCUGUUUUCUUGCUCUUUUUUUUUCUUAUAGAGAACACCUGUUCCCAGCGCUGAAGCGUUCCGAUGGUUCUUUUAAAGCUGUAGUGUAUCUUAUUUUCAAGGCAUUUGGGAAUGAAGGGCAAACUAAUGUCUUGUUUUAAGAAACCGCUUAGUCCACCAUUGAAGAAAUUAUCCAGAAAUUAUUUUCAUUUUAUGUAUAGGGAUUUCUUCAAAAAAAAUCAAAAAACAAAAAACAAGAGGAAAAGAAAACACCAACAGCAACAACAAAAAAAAGACACAUAAAAUUAACAGGGAAGUUUGGGGAAUUGGCCAGUUUAUUUACUUUCAAUACACUGAUUCUUCCUUUGAUGUAUUUAGCUCUACUAGUGAAGUUGUUGUCUAUUUUGAAAGUGGCUGUAAAAAAAAAUAAUAAUAAUAAGUUUGGGUAACCCCCGACUGUAAAAUCAUGUAUCUUUGCAAAGUACAUAUCUAUACUUCAUUUUCAAAUAUAUGUGUUUCAGUACUGUAAACUGUACAGAUAGCAGCUUGUAUUUUGUGUGUUUAGACACAAGGAGACAAUCAUGUCUGAGCAUCUAUGGAGAUUAACAGUUUGUACACAACACUAUGGUUCUGCAAGUUAAAAAUCUGGAGCAAUAAAUUUUAGCUUUAAAUAUU
Mus musculus (house mouse) is the source of this 22870-nucleotide messenger RNA. RefSeq names its product CXXC finger 4 (gene Cxxc4). The transcript has 3 exons. Gene Ontology annotation, cellular component: cytoplasm. Bases 3855 to 5024 code for a protein of 389 amino acids. Gene Ontology annotation, molecular function: DNA binding; zinc ion binding. The record is from RefSeq and is a predicted model, not a curated record. Lineage: Eukaryota; Metazoa; Chordata; Mammalia; Rodentia; Muridae.